GCCAGCGGCAGACAGCGCACACUCCACUACUGUUCUACUGUAAAUCAGUGGAGCUCUCCCUCACUCUCUGCCUCCCCACGACGCACUGCCCCGCCCGGCCCGGCGACGAAGCCGGAGCUCCGCCCCCGAGACGAUGUCGGCCACCCCUUCCUCUUCAGCUCAGCGGUUGGAAGGAAAGGUUGCUCUGGUUACUGGCGGCGCUUCGGGUAUCGGCGAGGCCAUCGUCCGCCUCUUCAGACAGCACGGCGCCAAGGUUUGCAUAGCAGACGUCCAGGAUGAAGUCGGUCAGCAGCUCCGCGACGCCCUCGGAGGCAACCCUGAUGUCCUGUUCGUCCACUGCGACGUCACGGUCGAGGAGGACAUAAGCCGGGCCGUCGAUGCAGCUGCCGAGAAGUUUGGCACCCUCGACAUCAUGGUCAACAAUGCCGGCAUAACCGGUGACAAGGUCACUGAUAUCCGGAACCUCGACUUUGCCGAUGUCAAGAAGGUGUUUGACAUCAACGUUCACGGCAUGCUUCUCGGGAUGAAGCACGCGGCGCGUGUCAUGAUCCCGAGCAAGAAGGGGUCCAUCGUGUCGCUGGCAAGCGUUGCCAGCGUCAUCGGAGGGAUGGGGCCUCACGCGUACACCGCGUCGAAGCACGCGGUGGUGGGUCUCACAAAGAGCGUGGCGCUGGAGCUGGGGAGGCACGGCAUAAGGGUGAACUGCGUGUCGCCGUACGCCGUGCCCACGGCGCUCUCCAUGCCACAUUUGCCCCAGGGAGAGCACAAGGGUGAUACGGUGAGGGACUUUCUGGCCUUUGUUGGCAGUGAGGCAAACCUGAAAGGCGUUGAUCUGCUGCCUAAGGAUGUCGCCGAGGCGGUGCUCUACCUGGCGAGCGACGAAGCAAGGUACAUCAGCGCGCUCAACCUCGUGGUUGACGGUGGAUUUACGUCCGUGAAUGGCAAUUUGAAAGCAUUUGAGGACUAGUUGAAGUUUUUAGCUGCAUCUGUUACUUGGUAUCUGAAAGCAUUUGAGUACCAUUUCUGAUUUGCCUGUGUUAGCAUGUCAAUAAGGUGGGUAAUCAUGUGUACAAUUGGAUAAUUAUUGUAUGUUAGUGCUUAAGGAUAGUGUUGAUUAUUAUUGAUAUUACUCCGUUGAACCUGUGAUAUGUGUCAGGAGCUUGUUUAACAUUCAAUUAGAGUCUCAGAAAGACUUCUGUGCCAGUUUAUAUGCGAAAUAGAAAAUCAGUGGACUUCACUAUUUGAGUUUGAAA
This is a messenger RNA of Hordeum vulgare subsp. vulgare (domesticated barley), 1253 nucleotides long. RefSeq names its product zerumbone synthase. Gene Ontology annotation, cellular component: cytosol. The record is from RefSeq and is a predicted model, not a curated record. The coding region runs from base 134 to 967 and encodes 277 amino acids. Gene Ontology annotation, molecular function: xanthoxin dehydrogenase (NAD+) activity. Gene Ontology annotation, biological process: abscisic acid biosynthetic process. Lineage: Eukaryota; Viridiplantae; Streptophyta; Magnoliopsida; Poales; Poaceae. The transcript has 2 exons.